This is a messenger RNA of Acomys russatus (golden spiny mouse), 2100 nucleotides long. Its product is annotated as amiloride-sensitive amine oxidase [copper-containing]-like. The transcript is spliced from 6 exons. Bases 1 to 2100 code for a protein of 699 amino acids. Gene Ontology annotation, molecular function: diamine oxidase activity; primary methylamine oxidase activity; quinone binding. Gene Ontology annotation, cellular component: plasma membrane. The record is from RefSeq and is a predicted model, not a curated record. Gene Ontology annotation, biological process: response to antibiotic; amine metabolic process. NCBI's taxonomy places the organism in Eukaryota, Metazoa, Chordata, Mammalia, Rodentia, Muridae.
AUGGGGAUGGCACAGAGGAGCCUCACACUGGGCUGGGUGGUGACGGCCAUCUUGCUGCUCCAGAUGGCCGUGGCAGAGCGCCCCAGGUGGAGCUUCAACGGCAAGCCCCGGGUAUUCUCUGACCUGAAUAUUUUUGAGAUGAAAAGUGUGGAAAACUUCCUGAUGCACAGGAAGAAGCUGCAGCUGCAGCCAUCCACGACUCUAAAUUUGACCAAGAAUUCAGUGUACCUCAUAGAGAUGCUGCUGCCCGACAAAAGCGACGUGCUGGAUUUUCUGGACAAAGAAGAAAGGAGUCCUGUGCGGGAAGCCCGUGUUGUCAUCUUCUUCGGUGCCCAGGAGCCCCCUCGUGUGGCUGAGUUUGCCGUUGGGCCCCUUCCCGGUCCAAUCUACAUGCGAGAAAUCUCUCCCGGCCCUGGGGACAAUCCACCCUGGACAUCUAGACCCAUCUCCAAAGCAGAGUACAGACUCAUCCACAGCACCCUGACGAAGGCCACUGAGCCUCUGCAUCAAUUCUUACUUGACACCACCGACUACUCACUAAAGGAGUGUUAUGAGAACUGUCUGACCUUCACGUAUAUGGCCCCCCACGGCACAAAGUCUGACCAGCGCCGAAGCUGGUUCAUCCUGCAACGCUAUAUGGUAGGCGACUUCCUGCUGCCCACAGGCCUGGAAAUCCUUCUGGAUCAUGAGAGCACAAAUGCCCAGGACUGGCGAGUAGUGAAGCUCUGGUACAACGGCAAGUUCUAUAACAGCUCAGAGGAACUGGCUCAGAAAUAUGCCGCCGGAGAAGUGGACAUAGUGGUCCUCAUGGAGUCGGUACCCAAGGACAAAGAGCAGCCCGUAGUCUCCCCUUCCUCCAACACCUCAAAGGAACUCCCCACUGCUGUCGGCAGGACUAGGUCCAGAGUGCCUAGGCUCCGCUUUUUUGGCUAUACUAUAGAGGACAACACAGUGUACUAUAGAAACUGGAUCUUCUCCUACCGGCUACGGCCCUCCUCUGGCCUGCAGAUACUGAAUGUGCACUUCCGGAAUGUACGCGUCGCUUAUGAAGUCAGUGUACAAGACGCUAUGGCACAGUUUGGAGGACAUAUACGUGCAGGCACUCAGGCCAAAUACAUGGAUGUGGGCUGGAGCUCACGCAGUCCCAUUCGCCAGUUAGUCCGUGGGGUUGAUUGUCCAAACAGAGCCACCUUCCUGAAAGCCAUCCACCACUAUGAUACCGACGACCCAGUCUCUUAUCCACAAGCUCUCUGUCUCUUUGAGAUGCCAGAAGGGAUGCCAAUUAAGCGUUUCUUUACCUCCAGCUUCAAAGCCAACUUCAGCUCCAGUGCAGGGACAAAGGGACACAUGCUGGUGCUACGGACAAUCUCAACAGUCCACCACUAUGACUAUAUUUGGGACUUCAUUUUCCACCCUAAUGGGACAAUCGAAGCAAAGAUGCACACCACUGACUUGGUCCGUGCCACCUUCUACCUGCCUGAGGAGAUGAAGUACAUCUCUCAAUUGCAUACUCACCUGUUCAGCAACAUUCACACACACCUAGUACAUUACCGUAUUGACCUGGAUAUAGCAGGCAGCAAUAACAGCUUCCGGACACUGAACAUCGUUCCCGCAAACGUCACCAACUCUGACCAUGAAGUCCAAAACAACGUAAAGCAAACAAAUUACUUGCAGGAGAGCCAGGCAGCCUUCCACUUUGGAAAGCCACUUCCCAACCACCUGAUCUUUAGCAACCUCCACAAGACCCCUUUGGACCACAGGAGCAGCUACCGCCUGCAGAUCAUCUCCAAAAUCCAUCAGGUGCGACUGCCAGGCAAGCAGAAGAGGCGAGGUAUCUCUUGGAUCAGGUACCCCUUGGCUGUGACCAAAUACCAUGAUUCUGAGAGGGGCAGCAGCAGCAUCUACAGCCAAAAUAAUCCCUGGAAUCCCCCUGUGGUCUUCGAGGAUUUCAUUCAGGACAAUGAGAGCAUUGAAAAUGAGGAUCUGGUGGCCUGGGUCACAGUGGGCUAUAGUCAUGUUCCCCAUUCUGAGACAGUCCACAACUCGGCCACACCAGAGGACUCUGUGGCAGUCCUUCUCUGGCCUUUGAACUUUUUCUAG